This is a messenger RNA of Talaromyces proteolyticus, 552 nucleotides long. Its product is annotated as HotDog domain-containing protein. The transcript has a single exon. The coding region runs from base 1 to 552 and encodes 183 amino acids. Lineage: Eukaryota; Fungi; Ascomycota; Eurotiomycetes; Eurotiales; Trichocomaceae. The record is from RefSeq and is a predicted model, not a curated record.
AUGGCAGCCGAUGUAGAAGCAAGAUUGGCUGCAACUACCAGCCACAGUCCAGCUUUGAAGAGACUUUUAGCCCUCCCAGAUUGCACGCAGUUCCGAGGUGUCCUCGUCAUUCAGCCCAAACACCAGGCAGACCAACUCACGUUUACGACUCUCGCAGGACCAGGCAAAAUUUCAUGCCCACCUUACGUUGCUACGUCUAACGAAAAGGGAGAACUCCUAGCAUUUUACCAUCUCGGGUCUCAAUUAGCUGGCCACGCCGGUAUCUGCCAUGGUGGUCUCUCUGCAGUGCUGCUGGAUGAAUGUAUGGGCCGCGUCUGUUUCGCCAGAUUACCCAGUGGUGUCGGAGUAACAGUCAAACUGGAUAUCAGCUACCGGGCACCGAUAGCCGUGAACAGUAUAGUGUUGGUUGCUGCAAAGGUCGAAAAGGUCGAAGGACGCAAAGCAUGGGUCAAGGCGACUAUACAGGAUCCCGAAGAGAGCACUGUAUUUGUCGAGGCGGAAGCUCUGUUUAUAGAGCCGAAGUGGGCGGCGCAGAUGUCAAACGACCUGUAA